GGCUGUUAGAAGGGCUUAGCAUUUUGGCUAUAUAGGAACAGAAGCAGCAGCACAAGCACACAGCGAGGCUAAGAGUACACAGCUGUGACGGAGCAGGAGCAGCAUGGAGGAGCUGCAGGAUGCCAGCAUUCAUCAUAUGACGGCCAAAGUGAUAGCCGCCAUCAAGAAUACCAAGUGUUAUGAACCCAUUUACGAGGAGCUGCAGCGUCUGGUGGCCAGUCCCAGUGUCGAUAAGAACGAUAUGCGCAAUACCCUGGAGGAUGCCAUCAAGGCGGCGGGACUGGAGACGGAAAUACGCAAUAUGAUUUACAAUCUGGUGCGCAGUCGCCUGGAGAAACUUGACGUAGGUGAUGUCAAACAAACUUCGAAAGCGACACAGAGCGAUCCUUUGGGCUAUCUAAAGAGAUCUGGCGUUCUCUGGGAUCGACGCGUUCGCAAGAGCCUCAAUGCCAUGUGCGGGGAGUUGAAAGUUCCGUUGCACGGACAACCGCGCAUCAGCGCCGAUCGAGAGGACUUUGUGGCCAAGUGGAAUGAGCUGAGCAACUACAAUAUGGAUCUUGCCAACUAUCGCCCCGUAUAUGCUCCUAAGGAUCUGCUGGAGGUGUUACUUUCAUUAAAAGGUCCCGCUAGGAGCACAGAAAGUACUGAUCAAAUACCGCAGUGGGAGUUCUCACAUAUAGCACUACCAGUUAAAAAUCUGUUUGAAUUGCGAACACAUUAUGCGGAUCUGUUACGUAACGAUCACUACAGUGUGCCGGACUUGAAUGUGCAAUGUCAGCGCAUUCUGGAUAGCAGACACGCCCCAAUGUGUCAGCAGUACUUGAAAAAGGGCUGUACGCCGGCUCCAUACCGCGGGGCACUUUGGGCCUCUGUGCUAGACAGCAAGCUGCAUGACUAUGACAUUGAGUAUUGGCAGAAGCUGCGCAACGUCGUGUGGACAACCGAUCACAUUGUGGACAAGCUUGUCUUUAAGGAUAUACAGCUAACGGCAUCGAACGAUGAUCAAUACUUUGUGUUCGAGGAUGUGCUCUAUCAGGUGCUAUUGUGCUUCUCCCGCGACACGGACAUUGCCAACUGCGUGGAGUACGAAUCAUUUCCCGUCAAGGGCAAGACCUAUGAGGGUCCUCCCUCCGGCGUGGUGCCUUUUCACGGCAUCUGCAUGUUUGCUGCCCCCUUUUGCUAUCUGUACGACUCGCCCGUCUCUCUAUACUAUACGUUCCGGGCCUUUUACAUACGCUAUUGCCACCGAUUGACCACGAUUAAUACGCAUCCGCAGGGCAUCGUUAGCCUGUGUUUACUGUUUGAGAAGCUGCUUCAAACCUACGAGCCGCAGCUGUGGUCGCAUUUCCGUGAAUUGCAGAUCCAACCCUUACGAGUGGUAUUCAAAUGGUUAAUGCGCGGUUUCUCUGGUCACUUGCCGCCUGAUCAGUUGCUCGUGCUUUGGGACUUGAUACUUGGCUUCGAUAGCCUAGAGAUUCUGCCACUAUUUGCUAUUAUUAUAUUAAGUUUUCGCAAGGAGAGCAUUUUGCAGGUUGCCUCACUCGAUAGCAUUGAGGCCAUUUUGGCGGACUUAUCGUCGAUAAAAGUGCUGCCAUUGGUGCAAUUGGCUUUAAGCCGCGACUAAAUGUAGAUUAAUUGUCCUAUUACAAUUCCAAAUUCAAAGUAUUACUUGUCGCAACAUAAAGCUGUGUUGAAAUCGGUAA
Messenger RNA from Drosophila innubila, 1703 nucleotides. Its product is annotated as TBC1 domain family member 19. Bases 104 to 1624 code for a protein of 506 amino acids. Lineage: Eukaryota; Metazoa; Arthropoda; Insecta; Diptera; Drosophilidae. The record is from RefSeq and is a predicted model, not a curated record. The transcript is spliced from 7 exons.